Penicillium brevicompactum is the source of this 999-nucleotide messenger RNA. RefSeq lists its product as uncharacterized. Gene Ontology annotation, biological process: proteolysis. Lineage: Eukaryota; Fungi; Ascomycota; Eurotiomycetes; Eurotiales; Aspergillaceae. The transcript has a single exon. Gene Ontology annotation, molecular function: metallodipeptidase activity. Bases 1 to 999 code for a protein of 332 amino acids. The record is from RefSeq and is a predicted model, not a curated record.
AUGGUAUCCGAAACCGAAGCCUUGGAGAUAUACCGUGACGCGGUGCAUUUCGAUGGGUUGAACAUCGCCAACUGGUCCCGCGAGAUCUUCGAAUCCUGGCACCAGGGUGGCAUCACCGGCGUCUCAUGCACAUGCGGUAUUUGGGAGGGAUUUCGAGGUGCAAUCGCCAACGUGGUACAAUGGAAAAAAUGGUUCGAAGAGCACUCCGACCUCAUUGUGCAAGCGCAUUCCGUCCGCGACAUUCGCCAAGCCAAGCGCGACGGAAAGACCGCGGUGUUAUUAUCGUGGCAAAACACAGCUGGCAUUGAAGAUCAACUGGAUUACCUGCGCGUGUUCCGCGAUUUAGGCGUGCGCAAAAUGCAACUCACCUACAACACCCAGAACUACUCCGGGGCAGGAUACACCGAGAUCCGAGACUCAGGUCUGACUGGCUUUGGUCGUCAAGUUGUCGAUGAGAUGGGGAAAUUGGGAAUCGUCGUUGAUUUAUCGCAUGUCGGUCCAGUCACAAGCGAGGAUGUCAUCAACUAUGCGACUAAGCCCCCUUGCUUCAGCCAUGUGUUGCCCGGGGGCUUGCUGGACCACCCACGCAACAAGUCAAAUCACCUUCUGCAGCUCAUUGGGAGCAAAGGUGGAUUUGUUGGGAUUAGCCAAUUUGGGCCGCAUAUGGCCAAGGGAAACGACUCGACGAUCGACGAUUAUGUUGCUGCGAUGGACUUUGUGAUUGGUCUCAUUGGCGAGGACUUGGUGGGAGUUGGGUCAGAUGCCAGUGAAGGCCAUGCCAGACCAAGCGACUUCAUGGCCUGGUGCAAUCUGGACAAGGGCUACUCGCGUCAACUCACCCCGUGGGGUAGUCAGAAGGUGGUCAAACCACUGGGUCCCUUAAAGGAGCGUUCGGAAUUGGCUUUGGCGAUGGCUCGGGCAGGCUGGUCGGAGUCAAAGAUGAGGAAGGUGUUGGGAGAGAACUGGUUGAACUAUUUGGAACGUAUAUUUGGUGAAUGA